Messenger RNA from Aethina tumida (small hive beetle), 1258 nucleotides. It is a transcript of the gene Rchy1, whose product is annotated as RING finger and CHY zinc finger domain-containing protein 1. Gene Ontology annotation, biological process: ubiquitin-dependent protein catabolic process; protein ubiquitination. The coding region runs from base 121 to 984 and encodes 287 amino acids. Gene Ontology annotation, cellular component: nucleus. Lineage: Eukaryota; Metazoa; Arthropoda; Insecta; Coleoptera; Nitidulidae. The transcript is spliced from 6 exons. Gene Ontology annotation, molecular function: zinc ion binding; ubiquitin protein ligase activity. The record is from RefSeq and is a predicted model, not a curated record.
AAAACGUCAUGCAUGUCUAUAAACAUCUAUAAAUUUUAGCUCUCGCCAAAAACAAUGAGUUUCUAAACUCAUUCAGAACAUUUGAUCUUCGAUUUCAUCAAGGACAGAAAAAUAUUCGUAAUGGGUGAUUUUGCGUCAAUCCCAAAAACUGACGGUCCACCAGAUGAAUCAAUAAAAGAAUUGGGAUGUACACAUUACAAAAGAAAAUGCAAAUUUGUCUCGCCUUGUUGUGGCAAAAUAUAUGUGUGUCGUUUCUGCCACGAUGAAAAUGAAAACCAUGUGAUAAAUAGGAAAGAAAUUAAGGAAGUUGUUUGUGCAGUUUGUGAACUGCAACAACCUAUUCAAGCCAAUUGUGAAAAAUGCGGUGCUCUAUUUGGAAAUUAUACAUGUUUGACAUGUAAUCUCUUCGAUGAUGAGGAUAAAAAGCAAUUUCAUUGUGAAGGAUGUGGAAUAUGCAGAAUUGGAGGUGCUGAUAGAUUUUUCCACUGUGGAAAGUGCAAUAUGUGUCUGCCUGUGCAGUUGCAAGACAAUCAUAAAUGUGUUGAAAAUGUGUCAAGAUCUAAUUGUCCAGUGUGUUUGGAAGACAUACAUACUUCCAGAAUACCUUGUCAUAUUCCCAAUUGUGGCCACUUGUUGCACCGUACCUGUUUUGAGCAGCUUCUUCACUCUGGAAUGUAUGCCUGUCCUUUAUGCCAAACAUCUGUGAUGGAUAUGACAGAAUUAUGGAAGUAUCUAGAUAAUGAAAUUGCCAAUACCCCCAUGCCUAGUGAUUAUUUUAAUCUAAUGGUUGAAAUAUUAUGCAAAGAUUGCCACCAGAAAUGUGUGGUAAAAUUUCAUGUGCUUGGACAUAAAUGUGUUCACUGUGGAUCCUACAAUACAUGCCGUAUAAAAGCUGAGAGGGUGCCACUUGAAGAUCCACCAACUAAUAAUGAAAAUCCAGAAACGUCUGAAGAUGAUGAAGAGGUGCCUGCCAAUGGUUGUUAAAAUGCUCUUUUGUACCAAUUUAUAAAAAGAUUUCUAUGCUAGUCUUAGAAACUAUAGGUAAAUGCAUAAAAUUUGUAUAAUAUAUUAUAAACACGGGUCAUUUAGGUCUGAUUUUACGAACAUGUCAAGCAGCUUAUAAUAAUUUACUCAUGAUUCAACAACUGUUGUAAAAUUGGACUUUAUAAUUUGAUGUUCACCUGACAAUUUACUUUCUUGUAUUGCUUAAUACAGGUUGUUUAUAGAUUUUGAAAAUUUAAAUAAAUAAUGAUAAGAA